Molecule: messenger RNA, 857 nt
Organism: Mya arenaria
Lineage: Eukaryota; Metazoa; Mollusca; Bivalvia; Myida; Myidae
Exons: 6
Coding region: 94-666 (190 amino acids)
Source: RefSeq, a predicted model, not a curated record
UACCGAUCAAUUAGACAAUAAAGUUGUACAUUAUUUAUGAACGGCUACUAUACACUAAUCAACGAGGUUCUAAUUUAGAGCUGCGCCAUAUUGAUGUUCAAGAUGUCGAAAGAUUUACCUCGACUUUCGGGAGAAACGUUGGAUUUGUGGAGAUGGUUUACCGUGUUUAUCCUCAUCAUUUCUGUGAACAUUGUAAUAGGAAACAACUAUUAUGUAAACCAGCAAUUUAUUGUUUCAAAACUGGAAUAUCCCUCCAACUGCACGGACGCAGACAGCGUGCCCCGGAAACACGGCGAGAACUGGACUUCCUCCGCCGGGUCAUGUGACGUCCGUAUCUGCCAAGAUGUCGAGAUUCUCAAGUGGCAAAUCAACCACGACUGUCCACCGGAAAUCGAUUUUCUAGACGUGGACAACUGCUACUACAAGGGUAACUCCAGCCUCCAGUUUCCCGCCUGCUGUCCCAUCCUGUACUGUACGCCUAGAGAUGACGAAAACGUCACCACAGCCCCGGACAUACAAGUUGGUGCUUGUGUGGACCUUUCGCCCGUGGCUGCGUGCACCUUUUGGAAGGAGAUGUCUAAUUGUUCCGACAGCUCGGACGGCCUCAUACAGCGUCUGUACAACUUUACCGUGGAAUUCUGCAUGGCCACAUGUGGAUUUUGCUGACCAAAUGAACACGGACAAGCGAAUCUGGAAGCGGUGUGCCAUAUUCACUUCAAUAGUUUUGCAAUCGUGGGAGAUGAACUCUAUUCAACUGUAAAACAUUCGCAUUUUCUUUUCUUUUUUUGCACUUUAUGUUUUAUAUACGCUAUUUUUUAAUACUUCGUUCUUUCGCCAAAUAAAAUACUCAUUUUGCA